Molecule: messenger RNA, 1413 nt
Organism: Neolamprologus brichardi
Lineage: Eukaryota; Metazoa; Chordata; Actinopteri; Cichliformes; Cichlidae
Source: RefSeq, a predicted model, not a curated record
CGUGACGUAGAGUGUACAGCGGUGGCCGGUGUGUGUGUGGAUGAUGGCGGCUCCUCUGGAGGUCCUGCUGAGCAGCGAUUCGGGGUCCCAGCUGUGGAACUGCACCGUGUUCGACCCGCACAGCGGCUCCAGUCUGCUCUCGUACCGUGGCGGGAACAGCGGCGCGCGCAGCCUCACGGUGCUCGGCGGGGAGUACCUGCUGUCCGCGCAGCUCGGCAAGAACUUCAUCAACGUGUGGGAGCUGCAGAGAAAGGUAGGACAGCACCUGGCCCAGCUGAGCCCACCUCGCUCAGCAGGCGACAGUCACCAAAGUAACGCUCCGCCGCCCAGCGCGGACAGGGGCUCAGAAACCCGCAGUCCCUCUAAAGGUGUUUGUUUACUUUGUUUUCUCACUGACCAGGUGUGCACAGGUAAACUGCAGUCUGUCCUCAGUCGUCACUAUCAGGACGUCACCUGUCUGAAGUUCACUGAUGACAGCAGCCAUUUUGUUUCUGGUGGAAAAGACAACCUGGCUCUGGUGUGGAGUCUGUCAAGUGUUGUCCAACUGGAUGUAAGCCACGCCCCUGAGCCUCGCCACAUCAUGUCUCGUCACUCUCUGCCAAUCACAGACCUGCACUGCGGCCUGAUGGGAGCUCAGGCUCGAGUCGCUACCGCUUCCUUAGACCAGACAGUGAAGGUAUGGGAGCUGUCCUCAGGCGAGCUACUCCUCUCGAUCCUCUUUGAUGUGGAGAUCAUGUCUGUGACCUUUGACCCUGCUGAGUACUUCGUGUUCUGUGGAGGAAGUGAUGGAAAUAUUUUCCAAGUGUCUCUGUGCAGCCAGACUUGUGGGAGUCUGCUUGGUCUGAGGAACAUGGUGACGUGUCUCUCAGUGUCGAUGGACGGGACUCUGCUGCUGUCAGGGUCACACGAUGAAACGGUGAGACUGUGGGACAUUCAGAGUAAACAGAGCAUCCGCUGCCUCACACACAAAGGGCCAGUGACAAACGCCAUCAUCACGCCAGCUCCCGCUAACAUGUUCCUGCCUGACAGUCGGCCUGCCGUCCCUCUGCCACGCUUCAGCCGACACCUGCAUGCCUCUGAGAGCGACGGCGGUGAGCCGGGGGAGGUGUGUGUCCGCCUCAGGCUCCACACACAGGAGGAGGAGGAAACGUACCUGCAGAAAGCUGACACGCUGAACUCGCUGAUGAACGCCGUGACUGAAAAGUCGGUGUUUGGUGAUGGCGAGAACACGAAGGUUAGAAUCGCUGAGCUCGAAGAAGAAGUUCAGACUCUGAAAAAAAUGAACAAAGAUUUGUAUGAUUUCUCCAGCCAGAUGCUCACCAAACCAACAUAAGUGCACUCACACACACAAACACACACUGUGAUGGGUUUUUUGUUUAUUUGUUUUUCUACAAAAUAAAAGUUUUUGGAAAA